UGAAAUCAGUUGUCAUUUCAAUCGUAGUUGAUUGCAAAUCGCCUGCAAGGAUUGCCUUAUUCCCCGUUUUCGUGAUAUAUAUUCGGUGAUAUAGUCCUGAAACUAUGUUUUCGUCGCGUAUUUUUUCGAUAACAACCUGUCUCGCCCGAAAUCAUCACUCGAUUGCUUCAAUUCCAUUAAAAUCUAACCUGAAGCAAGGUUAUGUGUCCCGUCGAAUUGGAUUUGCGCUUAGAACUUUGGCAACAGAACCUGGAAAAUCCAGUCCAGAUAAACCAGAAUUAAUCUACCAUGGCUCCUUAACAUCUCGAAUGAAGGCAGUGAAAGUCUUUUCCCUCACAACGAGCCUCACAGGAUUAGCAGCGCAACCUGUCAUCUACGAACAAGCCGGCAAACUCGGUGGGACCCCGAUCAUAGUUUUGAUGUGCGGAUUUGUUGGGUUUUUCACCUUUGUAACGCCGGUCCUGCUGCAUUUUAUAACGAAAAAGUAUGUCACGCAUAUACAUUACAAUCCGAGCACAGAGGAAUAUACAGCCACAACGAUAUCAAUCUUCUUGACAAAGAUUGAGACAAAAUUCAAGGCGUCAGAUGUGAAAGUGCCAGACGUGCCAGGAAUGUUUACCUCAUUUGUAGUAGGCAAAGUGCCGCUCUUCGUCGAGCCCACAAUGUUCUCCGACACUGAACACUAUGUGAAAAUCAUGGGCUACGACAAGCCAAUCGAUUUCAGACUCAACAAAUCUGAACCAAUCGAAAGUAAUCGCAAAGGCGGGACUAAUAAUUAGCGUUUCAUUCAAAGCGACAUCCCGCCUGGGUAUGUUUCCAGCACGACAGCAAACUUCACUCUAUUUUGGUUCAUGCCGUGGACACUCAUUGCAGGUUAUGAGGUAGCUUUGGAUUCGUUUGUUUCAGUAUGGGCGGCACGGAUU
Hermetia illucens (black soldier fly) is the source of this 923-nucleotide messenger RNA. Its product is annotated as transmembrane protein 70 homolog, mitochondrial. The transcript is spliced from 3 exons. Bases 105 to 779 code for a protein of 224 amino acids. Gene Ontology annotation, biological process: mitochondrial proton-transporting ATP synthase complex assembly. Lineage: Eukaryota; Metazoa; Arthropoda; Insecta; Diptera; Stratiomyidae. Gene Ontology annotation, cellular component: mitochondrial membrane. The record is from RefSeq and is a predicted model, not a curated record.